CUCUGCGAGCGCGUGAGAACCGCGUAUAUCCCAAGCUCUCCCUCUCUUUUGCUGCUAACGUGCGCGGGGGCAGAACUCGGCGCACGCUAAAGUAAAAAACCAAGGAGGAGAAGAGGGACUUGUGCGCACCAUAGCCAUCGCCAUAAGGGGGGAACAGAUCACGCUCUGUGUCUUCCUAUCCGAGGCUGAGUAAAAGUAGGCAUUUGGUUAUCGAUACAAAGGAUUUGGGGCUUUUUUGAGAUUGUGAAGCGAUCGUUUUCUCGAUGGCCGCACCUCCGGCGAGAGCUCGAGCCGACUACGAUUACCUCAUAAAGCUCCUCCUCAUCGGCGACAGCGGUGUUGGCAAGAGUUGUCUACUCUUGCGUUUUUCAGAUGGUUCUUUCACUACAAGUUUUAUCACCACCAUAGGGAUUGAUUUUAAGAUACGGACCAUUGAACUGGAUGGCAAGCGCAUCAAACUCCAAAUUUGGGAUACUGCUGGUCAGGAACGGUUCCGAACAAUCACUACUGCGUACUAUCGAGGAGCUAUGGGUAUAUUGUUGGUUUAUGACGUUACAGAUGAAUCAUCUUUUAACAAUAUUAGGAACUGGAUUCGAAAUAUUGAGCAACAUGCCUCCGACAAUGUAAACAAAAUACUUGUAGGAAACAAAGCUGACAUGGACGAAAGCAAAAGAGCUGUGCCAACAUCUAAGGGACAAGCACUUGCUGAUGAGUAUGGGAUUAAGUUUUUUGAAACUAGUGCUAAAACAAAUCUUAAUGUGGAACAAGUUUUCUUUUCAAUAGCAAAGGAUAUAAAGCAAAGGCUUUCCGACACAGACUCAAAGGCGGAGCCUUCCACAAUCAAGAUCAACCAACCUGAGUCGGGAGCUGCAUCUGGUCAACUUGCCCAAAAAUCUGCUUGCUGUGGUUCAUAAGGGGAUGCCUAUUUGAGUGGAGAUUUAACCCUGUACCUGUUCCAUACCAUCAGGGUCAUGAAAAGACUAGAGAAGGGCUAACUUUGAUGACAAAAUAUCUUGGGUUGCUUGUAUUUUUCUUAUUUUAGUUUAUUUUAUUGUUUUGAAUCUUGUGUGUGAAAGAUAGAUAUUUGUUGAUUUGAGAAUCGUAUUCCUUUUCAGUACUUCA
Molecule: messenger RNA, 1122 nt
Organism: Ipomoea triloba (trilobed morning glory)
Lineage: Eukaryota; Viridiplantae; Streptophyta; Magnoliopsida; Solanales; Convolvulaceae
Product: ras-related protein RABE1c
Exons: 9
Coding region: 264-914 (216 amino acids)
Biological process (GO): protein secretion; regulation of exocytosis
Cellular component (GO): plasma membrane
Molecular function (GO): GTPase activity; GTP binding
Source: RefSeq, a predicted model, not a curated record